This is a messenger RNA of Anopheles coustani, 4211 nucleotides long. RefSeq lists its product as uncharacterized. The coding region runs from base 575 to 3463 and encodes 962 amino acids. The record is from RefSeq and is a predicted model, not a curated record. Gene Ontology annotation, molecular function: cysteine-type endopeptidase activity; cysteine-type deubiquitinase activity. Gene Ontology annotation, biological process: protein deubiquitination. Lineage: Eukaryota; Metazoa; Arthropoda; Insecta; Diptera; Culicidae. Gene Ontology annotation, cellular component: cytosol; nucleus. The transcript is spliced from 6 exons.
CAUUCAUUAAAACGAAAAAUGAAAAUAGCUACAAAGUCGUAAAGCAAAAAGUUCUGUGAAAUACUAGUUUAGUCCAUAUAGGAAUAAAUUGACGUAGUUCUUGUUAUGGUUGACAUCACAAUUACUGAAGCUCUGCUUAGCAUUGCAUUUUACUCCAUAAGCGAUAUUGCGAGCGAAGCGGUAUAAAAAGUGUCAUUUAGCGAGUGGUCAGGCGGCGACUUUGACUGCGUAGGAAGGAAGGAUACGAGAAUAUGCUUGAGCAGCCGGCAAUUCGCAAUUGACCAGCAUUUUUUUUUUCGUUAAAAGCCUGAAUCGAAAUAUAACGCGUUGGAUGCAUAGAAUGUAGGAAUAUGGGAAAUUAAUGAAAUCUAACUUAAAGUCCGCUGAACACCAUUGCCCAUCGAUAUUGCAUGCUGAGAUAACGACCUCGUUUGAGAGGGAUGUUUUAUCAUCAUCAAACAACUACACCAUUGAUUUCCGGUGCACCACCAUUUGCUUGGGCUACUGCAGGAAAACAUAGUGAUAGCGGUAUUCUGCCUGCGCCGCCGGUUGUACAAAUAAUGUUACCAAAGCCAUGAAUGAUAUGGUAACACACAAUAUGAGCAACUCACUGGCGACCCUGUGCAACAUUGGCAACUCGUGCUAUAUGAACUCAGUGCUGUACACAUUAAGGUUUGCCCCCAACUUUACCCACAACCUACAUCACCUGGUGGAGUUCCUGGAGCUGGUUUUGCAAAAAACGAACGGCGAUCGGCAACAGGCGCUCCAGCAAAAGCACGGCCACAAUCAGCCACACUCAAUCCAGCACAAACCAAAAUCGUCCUCGCUCGGACGCAACAUACCGGGCGUUCAUGGCUCGAGCGGUCGCAGCUGGAGCAGCAAGGACCUGGCCUCGCUGGGUAGUAUUAAUGGGAACGAUACGGCAGCCACGGGUAACAACUUCCCGCAGCCGGCAGCGGGCGGGGCAGGUGUCAGCGGCAUAAGCACCUUCGGUCCAUACAACGGUAUCGGCAACGAGUGCAGCCCGGCGGCCGCCGCGAGUGGCGGAAAUUGUAUUAAUUCUAGCGCGACCGGAAGCGCAGCUGGCGGCAGUAGUACGUAUCGUAAUGUGCGCGAUGUCGAGGGAGCUGGCAGUGGUGGCGGUGGGCUGAAGAGCAACCGGCACCUCGUCUGUGAAACUUUGCAUGAGCUGUUCCUCAAUCUCGCGCGCAACGAGACAGCGGACGUCAUCGAGCCGUUCCAUGCAGGCGGAUUGCUUCAUGCGGUGCAGUGUGUCAGUGCGACGUUCGAGGGAAAUCAGCAGCAAGAUGCGCACGAGUUUCUGAUGUGCAUCUUGGACAGUGUGCGCGAGUCAUGUCAAACAUUAAAUAAGAAUCUUCUGGAGCACCCGGAUCUCUUGAGGAACAGCUCUUUUUCGAUGGUUGGGCCAGUAGCUGCCCCGCUAGACAUCGUCGACGCGAACUGCGUCAGUCACACGGCUUCCGCUCCGGAAACGAAAUCCAGCAGUGCCCCAUUUAUCGCACGCAACCUGUUCCGCCGGCGCAAGGAGUCACUCAAAAAUGCCAAAUCGGCCCUGGCCAAGGAGGGUAGAUCCAUCACUGUCGACGGCGCCGUUACUUCCUUGCAUCCGACCACCCCGAACACCCCACUUGACGCGUCGCUCGGUGAGGUGGCUAGUCCCUUGAACGCGUCCGCUGCGCAAAAGUCCGGCGCCCACGACGAACGGCUACUGCAAGACCGCAUUCGGGCGCUCGGCUUGAACUUUUUCUGUGAAGACUUCGAGGGCGUGACGGUGUCCCGGACACGCUGCCUGUCGUGCGAGACAGUCACCGAGCAGAAGGAAACGAUGAUAGACAUUGCGAUUCCGAUCACUUCCGGCGAGGGAAACGAGGCUGCCAAGAACCCGCAACAAUUUUAUCAGGAUGCGUGUAUCACGCAGGAAUACUUCCGAGGGGAUAACAAGUAUCGUUGUGAGGUCUGCUCGGGGUACACCGAGGCCUGCCGUACUAUUUCGUUUGACAUUCUUCCCCGGUUGCUGGUGCUGCAGCUAAAGCGCUUCAACGGCGACAUGGAAAAGAUUAACAGUUACAUUCCCACGCCGUUCGUGCUGCAGUGCUUCUGCCGCGACUGUCUCGGCCGGCCGGAGGCCGAGAAGCGCCACGUCUAUCGCCUGUACAGUGUGAUAACGCACGUUGGGGCGCGGAUGUCGGUCGGGCACUACAUCGCGUACACCAGCUCGCUCGAGACGCCGGUGCAGUACUUCAACUGUGUCAAAGAUCGCCAGCGGCGGGUGCUACUGACCGCCACCUCGCUCGAAGCGCACCAGUCGGCUAACGCGGACGGCGUGAGCAACGGUGGGAGUGGUAGUGGUGGUGGCAGUGGUGGUGCGUGCGGCAAGGGACACAACGGCAGCGAGAAAAGCACAUCCGGGCAGCUUAAGAAGCUGUUCGGCGGCAAAAAAGCGUCGAGUGCAGGUGAUAUCAGCAAAAAGUUAAAGAAUAAUGUAAUCAAUCGAUUUUCGCCAAGCAACGGCAUCGAGGCGCUGCAGCUCAAUGGGAACCUUAACACAUCAACGGCAACACCUGCCGGCUCGGGCUCGGGACUCCCGCCGUUGCAGCUGGGCACCAACGAGCCCCUGGGCAGUAUUAGUGGGGCCGCAUUUAACACUCCCACUGCGAACAACUUUGGCAGCUUUCCCUUCAACAAUAACACCAACAACAACAACGGUAUGAAUGGGGCAGCAGGAGCAGACAAUUCGGGACCCGGCACGGCUAAACUACUGCACUCAGGUUGCCCCUGUCCAAGUAUUGCCUGUUGCGGACUGCUAGCAAAAAACAGCGCCUCCCAUAGUCAGUAUCCACCGUUCCCGCAUACGGCCACCGGCGUGGGUGGCAGCAGCGGGACGGCCAACUCCGGCAGUCUGAGCGACGGUGGUAACGUGGCUCGCCUGGGUAACUUUCACAACGCCUCGUCCCUUGCGACGGGCUCGAUAGGCGCGCUGAAUGCCAACUGCAGCAACCACCUCACUUUUCACCUGGGUGAAAUGAAUGGCGACGGUGCGACACCCAAUCUCGGACCGUCAAGCGUCGCGAUCAGCAACACGCACAACCGGCACGUCGUGAACGAUUUAAACCACCACCAGCAGCAGCAGCAACAGCAGCUGAUGUGGUACAUGUGCGAUGAUGAUAAGAUCAAAGUCAUGACACAGCACGAAUUCGAAGAGAUGCUUUCGCCAAACCGCCGUCAUGUGAUAACUCCUUACCUAUUAUUUUACGCUAGGUAUGACGUGCAGCAGCAGCAGCAGCACCAUCAUCAGAAACUCCAACAAUCUCAGCCGAAACCGUCUUCGAAGGCAACAGCGGCCUCUUCCUCCUCCGCUGGCGGUGGCGACGCACUGCUACCCGACUCAAACAGCUUCAACCAAUUCAGCCCAGACGGUCCACUAUCAUCAUUCAUCACAUAAAACUUAAAGCAAAUCUCACGCAGACUAUUUCGUUGGUACGCACCGCAUACGGCGUGAGGUAUAAUUUGUAACAGUAAUUUGAAAGUUCGUUUCAUGUUUUUCGAAUAUUUUACAAAAUUGUUCAUAAUGCGGACGCCCAGGACCGCUUGGAAGGAUUUAUAUUUUCUACUUCGCGUUCUUCGUCUUCUUGGCGUAAUGACCGUCUUGGUCACGUCUGUCCGUUAAAGGGCUUACUAGACCUUUGUGUACGUGGAUAUUUAGUCCUCUCAUACAGAGGAGCGUCCGGUUUUGGUUGGAAUUCGAACCCACGCCGUCAAGUACAUUAAUUCCUUUAAAUUCUCUCGAACAAGUGAGGCGGCGUAUUGAUCGCUAGUUAAAAAUGACGUGAGCUAACUAGAACCAUCAUGUUUAAUUUUGUUUAACUCCGUUUAUAGAAACAUAGAUGGAACAGGAUGCAUUAAUUUGCAAAUACUAUGUAUGAAUAAAACGUAUAAUUUUGACAGAUAAAAAAAGAAAGGAGCCCUUGCUUGGAGGAAUAUUGUUUUGUUUCAGUAGUAAAGCGCGUAACACAACCAUCCCCAUACGCAUUUUGAAGCUACAAUUUAGCAGUAUUCAUUUUCAACUAACUAACGGAGUAAAAGCUGGCAGAUAGGUUUAAGCCAACCGAGCAAAGAAAGAGAGCGAGUGAAGGAGCAACAGAUAGAUAGAAAGGAAGAGAGAGAGAAUGAGAGAAAGAAAAAAAGAAAGA